Struthio camelus australis is the source of this 3332-nucleotide messenger RNA. NCBI's taxonomy places the organism in Eukaryota, Metazoa, Chordata, Aves, Struthioniformes, Struthionidae. The record is from RefSeq and is a predicted model, not a curated record.
GUCGCUUCGAGGGACGCUUGCAAACUGCUCUGCUGCUUUCCAAAGCCCCCAAAACAUCCUUGGGAUGCCGACUGGCCUUAUGGUUUGGAUCAGUUCCUAACCCAGCCCGAGCAGGACGGACGCAAGCACUGCUGGGAAUGCCAGUGCUUUGGGAAUGCUUUGUCAGCUGGGCUCGAUUGUAGGGAGAAGUUGGGGCUUGGAGAAGUGGGAAGUGACCCCUCUAUGGCAGCACUGCUCAGAAGAGCAGCUGAGUUGGCAUGUGACCCAACCGCAACCGGAUUUUUUUUUGAACGCCUUCUGACAGAGUGGGAACACACAGCUCAGCAGUCCCUCGGGAACGCUUCCUCCAGCCUGACACAUCGCACAAGAGCGAGCAGAAGAGCAGCUCAGAGAAGACAAGGCUUAACGCUGCUGACUGCUUCCCGGGGUGCAGAGAGCUUGCAGCUGAACUACUCCUGCCCUCGGCGUACCAAAUGUCAAGUCACUCCAAAGCCAAGAGCCUGCUUCCCUCCGACUCCCAAGGGCACGGUUUGCAAAUGGUGAUGCACUGGCCAGUUUGCAGAUGUUGCUCCAAUUGACGUAGGACCCAAGUUGCUUGGGCCAAGGAUGAGCAAGCCGACAGACUUGCAGCACGACCUGGAACGAAGCCUCCCAGCCAUAGCGUCCAUCAGCACUUCGUUUUCCCAGAGCCAAGGCUUUUCUCCAUAUUGUUAUUUCUCUCCGGAGAAGAGGAAAGCCAUCUCAGACGUGAGGAGGACCUUCUGCCUCUUUGUCACCUUUGAUCUGCUCUUCAUCUCUCUGCUGUGGAUAAUUGAGCUGAAUACCAAGGAUGGCAUUCAGAAGAACUUGGAGAAUGAAAUCAUCGAGUACAAUUUUAAGACUUCUUUCUUUGAUAUAUUUGUCUUGGCUUUCUUUCGAUUUGUUGUAUUGCUGCUGGCCUAUGCGAUCCUGAAACUGCGCCACUGGUGGGUCAUAGCGGUCACUACAUUGGUAUCCAGUGCCUUCCUGAUUGUGAAGGUCAUCCUCUCUGAGCUUCUGACCAAAGGGGCUUUCGGCUACUUACUUCCUAUCGUCUCUUUUGUCAUUGCUUGGCUAGAGACUUGGUUCCUGGAUUUUAAAGUCCUAACUCAGGAAGCAGAAGAGGAACGAUGGUACCUGGCAGCUCAGGCCGCAGCUGCUCGAGGCCCCCUGCUCUACCCUGGAGCCCUUUCGGAUGGGCAGUUCUACUCCCCGCCAGAGUCCUUCGCAGGAUCGGACGAGUCAGAUGAGGAAGGCGCAGGGAGGAAAGCAUUGACAGCGCAGGAGAAAGAAUAUAUCCAACAAGGCAAAGAAGCGAUGGAAGUUGUGGACCAAAUCCUAGCCCAGGAGGAGAACUGGAAGUUCGAGAAAAACAAUGAGUUCGGUGAUGUUGUUUACACUUUUGAAAUACCUUUCCAUGGCAAGACCUUUAUUUUAAAGGCUUUUCUGCAGUGCUCUGCCGAAACAGUUUACCAGGAGGUUAUUCUCCAGCCUGAGAAGAUGAUCCUGUGGAACAGAACAGUGGCAGCUUGCCAGAUCCUGCAGCGGGUUGAAGACAAUACAAUCGUCUCCUACGAUGUAGCAGCUGGGGCCGCAGGCGGCGUUGUUUCACCCAGGGACUUUGUGAACGUGCGUCGUAUCGAGAGAAGAAGAGACAGGUACGUUUCCUCAGGGAUGUCAACCACGCACAGCCUGAAGCCUCCACUCUCCAAAUACGUCAGGGGUGAGAACGGGCCUGGAGGAUUCAUCGUGCUGAGGUGUCCAAGCAACCCCAGGGUCUGCACUUUCAUCUGGAUUCUCAACACGGACCUGAAGGUAAAGCGAGUUCUUUGCUGAUGUGUGAGCGCUGUGCCUGUAUCCUCUCCCCAGCAGAGCUCCUUGCAGCACAGGCAGAAUUAAUCAGCACGCUCUGAAGUCCCCUGCGUAGCACAGGACGCUUGCUGAGGACCUUCUCUGUACCCCCAGGUGGGCAAUGCAGGGGCUGCAAUCCUGUUGGCCACUUCCGAAAGCAGCCAGCGAUUAGUCACAGUUGUUAUCAACGGCGGCCCUAAACGGGCUUGAGUUUUGUUGGUAGAUGUUAAGCAGUACCUGAAAAUCACCCUCUUUCUCCUUGAAGUUACCCCAGUUUGAGGUCUGGAAACUGUUCCUUACCUGGCAGAGAUCUUGGUUAUGGGUUUCACAUCGCUGUGUGCGGGACUGGGGGAGAGGUGAUUUUUAUCCUCUCUGGGGACCAAAAACAGUUGGACAUGUGAGGUGUUGUCUGGCUGCUUGCUGCUCCCAGGAACCUGCUGAAGGGAUGAUUCACUCGCCCUUGCCUGCCCUGCUACCAGACACCUCAGUACAAACACAGCCACCCGUGGAGCGCGCGGGGCUGGUGCCUGCUUGCAGGGAAACGCGCUUCAGCCGUAGAUGACCCAGAUCCGGAGUUAUUUGUGGAGCUGCGUGUUGAGUCCUUGCUGGUGGCCUAGACAAAAGGCAGUGUACGACGGGAGCUGGGGUCAGGCGGAUCGGGUCGGAGAGGGAGAGGCGCUGGGUAGAGCUGGCCUGUUUUCUUCCUCCGCUGAAUUGUGCUGGGGUUGACGUGGAAACCGCGCUGCAGCAGCGAGCACAAAGGCUCCAUUCAUCAGCGCUCUGCCUGCAAAGCUGCACAGCCCCCUCCCCUCCCACGUCCCUCCCCUCCCACAAAGUAGAUCAAGCUACUGCGUUGCUUGUAAAAUGGUUUGAAAAGGGUUUGCAAAAGCUCUUGCCUUGGCAGCUUCCUUGGCUGGGAAGUGGAAAGCAGGGGCAGAGCAGAGAGCAGGCGCGCCUCGGCCUCGCUGCCCCUUGCGCUGCUUGGCACAGGGCUUUGCAGCGGAGGUGUUUUUCCUUUGUGGGUCUGGCUCCAGUGCCUCUUCCGCCCCUCCACUAACAGGCUGGUUCAGAGGGAUCAGGAGCCCCUUUGGUUGUGCUAGAUGGGGCUCGGAAAGGUACUACGUUCCCUCCGCUUCUCGGGCCGGAGAGCGCUCGCCCGCUGCCCGCCUCCCGCUGCUGGAAGAAAUGCCAUAGCGGACGAGCUAUUAAUAACCUGCCUGUUAACUGCUUCCACCAUCUUCCUGAAGCGCUCUGCUAGUGCCCAGACCCCUCUUAUGUGCUGUCCUGCUAUUUCCUUUGGCCCUGAAGGAAAUAUUUAUAGCGCAUGGCUCAUCCCUUUCUGCGACGAAAGGCGAGGAUUGCACUCGUGUGUAUGUGUUUGUGCCUGUGCCGCGGCUUCACCCCGAGCUCGCUUCGGAGAGGCAUCUGAAACGACCCCUGGCUCACCAGUUUCACGGUGUCCC